CCAGUCUUGUUCCUUAUUCUCUCUUGACUUUUGGUCCAAAUGGUUAAUGUCUCUGAAAGAAGGAUCUUGAAAGUGCCCUCCCUACAUCCCUGAAAGUAUUUCCCUGUCUCCUUCACAGAUGAAUUAGGCUGUAGGAGCAAUGGCUGGCGCUGGAGAGCGCAAAGGAAAGAAGGAUGACAAUGGCAUUGGCACAGCCAUUGAUUUUGUAUUGUCUAAUGCCCGACUUGUACUGGGCGUGGGAGGUGCUGCCAUGCUGGGUAUUGCCACCUUGGCUGUGAAACGGAUGUAUGACCGGGCAAUCAGUGCUCCUGCCAGCCCCACCCGUUUGAGCCAGUCAGGAAAGAGAAGCUGGGAGGAACCAAGCUGGCUUGGAUCAUCAUCACGGUUACUGAACCAAGAUAUGAAAACUAAUAUUAGUCGUUCUCUACAGACACUUCCCACUGAUCCUUCAGCCUUUGAAACAGAUUCAAUAAAAUCCAUGAAACACAAAUCAUCUGCCAAGAAAAGCCAGGUGGAGCUCAAGAAGUCUCGCCUCCGGGUGUCUUUACAAGAGAAGCUGUUUGCCUAUUACCGAAGAAAGGUGGCCAUCCCAACAGAAGAGCAGGCCAGAGCCAAGCAGGCUGCUGUGGAUAUCUGUGCUGAACUACGUGGUUUCCUCCGUGCCAAGUUGCCAGACAUGCCUCUGCGUGAAAUGUAUUUAAGUGGUAGCCUCUAUGAUGAUUUGCAGGUUGUGACAGCUGAUCACAUCCAGCUCAUUGUUCCUCUGGUACUGGAACAAAACUUGUGGUCAUGCAUUCCAGGGGAAGAGACUAUUAUGAACAUCCCUGGCUUCUGCCUGGUACGUCGGGAAAAUCCAGAAUAUUUCCCUCGUGGUAGCAGUUAUUGGGAUCGCUGUGUGGUGGGGGGUUACCUCUCACCCAGGGCUGUGUCUGACACCUUUGAAAAAGUAGUGGCAGGCUCCAUCAACUGGCCAGCUAUUGGGAGCCUCCUAGACUAUGUGAUCCGUCCAGCAGCACCCUUGGAAUCUCUAACUUUAGAGGUCCAAUAUGAAAGAGACCGACACCUUCUAAUAGAGUUCUUACCAUCUGUGACACUAGGUGACACUGUCUUAGUGGCCAAGCCACACCGUCUGGCUCAGUAUGAUAAUUUGUGGCGACUCAGCCUUCGGCCAGCAGAAACAGCUCGCCUGCGGGCCUUAGACCAGGCUGAUUCUGGCUGCCGUUCCUUGUGCCUCAAGAUCCUCAAGGCCAUAUGCAAGCUGAAUCCUGCACUGGAUCAUCUUUCUGCCAGCCAGCUCACCAAUGUCAUACUACACCUGACUCAGGAGGAGACUGACUGGUCACAAGAUGUGCUCGCAGACCGUUUUCUUCAGGCGUUAAGAGGAUUGAUUGGUUAUUUGGAAGCGGGAGUUCUUCCCAGUGCUUUAAAUCCCAAGGUGAACUUAUUUUCAGAGCUUACUCCUGAAGAGGUGGAUGAAUUGGGCUAUACCUUGUACUGUUCCCUUUCAGAACCAGAGGUCCUCCUGCGGACAUAAUAGCUGCCUUAUGUGUGAGAAUAGGGUUAGAGCUACUAUCCAUGACAGGUUCUCUGACACCUGCGUGAGAGAUGCACACCCUGCCCCAUUAUUUUGGCAAGUCCGCCUCUGCUUUCCUUCAUUCUUAUAGAGGGGUGGGGAGGUUUUUCAGAUUUCUUGGUGCUUCUGGUUCCGUUCCACUAUGCUCAUAGGAGCAGUCUCAAGUGGGAAGGAUGAUGUGAAACUGCUGCUUGGUCUAGUAAAAUAUUUUUGCUGGUAUCCCACUGCCUAUACAAACCUAUUCCUUGCUUCAGCAAAAACUCACUCCCACUUUGCCAAGUGUGCAAUUGGGUCAGUACAUUACUGGCAAUUCUUGGAAUCAGUUAACUGAGUUGAUUUUUCUCCACUAGUGCUCUGCCCUUGAUUGACCCUUUCCUACAAAGAGAUGUAUGGCAGCCUGAAAUAAAUGUUUUAGUAGAAAUAUUUAUAGCAGAGAAUGUAUGAAAUCCACACAUGGAUUACAUUUAUAUUAUUUAGAAGAAUGGGGUAUGUGGGGAGUGGUCCUGAGGAGCGGGGAGAAUGCGAGAGCACUUGCUUGCAUAUUGCACAAAUUUUCAUUGCAGCUGAGCUUAAGUGCAAUUCCUUUGUUGGGAAACCGAGUCUGUAUUAUCCAGGGUAUACUCUGCCAAUUUGGGCUCCUUACUAUGCACAUGUGUCUCUUGUUGCACCCAUGUUUGAAAAACUGCUAGUGCAUCCCUAAUAUGUCUAGAUGAAUGUAGGAAGAGUCUGUUGCUAUUGUGAUUGCUUGGUCCUGUGGUAACAGCCUGAAAAAGCAGGAACUGCUAGAGUAGUGCCCUUCCUUUGAUCUUUUUUGUAACACUGAGUAGGAAAUCUUAGGGAAUCAUCUUCUCAAAUAUUCCAAUUUUGAGCACUCUAACACUUGAUGAAAAUACCGUGACUGAAAAGUUUCACAAAAGAUCCUUGUGGGUUAGACCUUGAUUUCCUGUUUGUUGGCCAGUCAGGAAUGGAAGCGUUUCCUAGGGAUUAACAAAGGCAAAUGUUUGGUGGGGGAAGCAAAAAAACAACAACUUUGAAUGCAAUAUUAAAAUUAUGCUCUUUAAACACUUAAGGUGGUAUGUUUUACACUUAAUCAGUUCGACCCUGCUGCUUUUAAGGAGUCAUCAGCAACAACUUUUUCUUGUUAAGUUUUAUCCUUUUUAUAACUGCCUGCUCCUUGAGAUGGUGAUACUGCCCUUAGGGAGUGGCCACUUACUCUAUCUCCUGCUUUGCAUGAAAUUGGCAACGACUGUGAAUGUGUUAUCUCUCAGGAAUACUUCUUUCUGUUACUUCUGCCAUCACCAAAAGAAAAAGUUGUGUUCUGAGUGGUUUGAUUCUGUCUAACCUGUACAACAAGUAUUGCUAUGUUUAUAUAGGUGUAGUUCUUCAAAUAAUGGUUCCUCUGUUUUCACAUACACAAUACUCACCUUUACCAUUAAAGUGAAAUAUGGCUAAUGGGAUAAUUUGCAGGUGUGCAGAGUCAGGAACAUGUGCCCUUCCCUGCUUCUUUUCAAGGUGGUACUUAUGUUAACAAGGUAAACUUUCAGCCUAGUUCCAGAGAAGAGACUUUAAUCAAUUUUCCUUGCUUAUACAAUGAUCUCCUUUCACAUUAUCUCUCCUCACAUUCUCUUACCUACUGAAUGGGAUUUGUUUGCACAGUAAUGAAACAGUGUUGUAGUUAUUUAAGGCACAUCAGACUUUUAGCCAAAGACUUGGAAAGUUUUAUGUGGGUGCCUGGUAAUUUGUAGCCUGGAAAAACAUCAGGUUUAUCCCUCUAACAAAAGAGCUGAACUUUUCCAGUGCUCUUGAAUUAUUCUUUCUCUCUUCUCAGCCAUUCUUCUAGCAGGAGUCUUCCUGCUGCCCAUGCUGUCAAGCAAGUAUGCAGAAUAUAAAUGGACAGAGAUCUAGUUCCAAAUACAUAACAUAGGAGUUUUAGGAAACCUCAUUUUCACCUCUUCUGUGUUCUUUCUUUUCCUCUUUUUCCAUCAUUCUGCAGCAUGUAGAAUCAUACAGUAUGCUAGGUGAUUCUGAAAUGGCAUCUUAGAGUAGAAGGGGAUCUAGCAUUCUUGUGCCCUUCUACUUGGCAUAUCAUUACAUGUUUGUUUUAAAAACAGACCCUUUGUUAUAGAAAUGUAUUUAAUUAAAAUUGUGACCAUUUCUUGUUGCAAUCAAGCUGCAUAUGUACUGAAUGUAUUCUUAGGCCAGUGGUUCCCAGCAGGACAUUAUUUUGUGUGCUUCAUCUUCAUCACUACAACUGUUCCUUCUAAAAAAGCAAUGAACUGUCAUCCUUUGAAGUUCCUUGAAAAAGGAAGCGGGCUUUCAGCAUAUUUCAUAAUAAGACAGGUGCUUGUAAUUGUACAAGCAGCAGAGACAUUGCCAUUGGCACUGAACACAAAGUCCAAAGUUGUAAUGGUUGAGUGAAACCUAUGUGGGUUAUCCCUCAUUUCUGUGUGUGUGGGGGUGCAUCUUUCACAAGUGUUCAGACACCAGGUUGUGUGGGACAACAAUAGCAAUCUUGCAUUAAUGCUACUGCGUGAGUAGAAAAUCUGCUUUGAAGCAUUGUUACACUGACACCCAUCAGUAUUCACUAAAACGCAUGAGAAUAUAUUUGGUAGUUAUUGCUAGAGGGUUCAGUCAUUUCAGAAACAUAAGAACAAAGUAGUUCAUGGCUGCUCUUCCUGACAUCAUAUGACUGUCACAGGCCCAAAAGCACAGGGCUACUCUUGCCCCUUAAGCCUUGACAAAGCUUUGGGCUGCACAGACCGAUGUGAUUCUUCCCUCCACUGCAAGAUGGGGACCAACUAGCUCAGUGGCCCAUUUCUGUUGCUCUCCAUUCAUCUCCCAAAUCCUAUGAAAUUCUUAACAUGAGAAUUGUGUAAAUGAUGAUGGUUUUUCCCCAGUGUGUGUAUACCCAUGUUAUUGAAGGAAAAGGAAUGAAAUGUUAAAGACUCCAGCUCUAAUGUUAUGUAAGGGAAGAGGAGAGUCUAGUGCAUGGUCUGUGGCAGUAUGUGGAAAUGGUGAAAUAAUAAAAACUUUCCACAACA
Molecule: messenger RNA, 4614 nt
Organism: Varanus komodoensis (Komodo dragon)
Lineage: Eukaryota; Metazoa; Chordata; Lepidosauria; Squamata; Varanidae
Product: mitochondrial dynamics protein MID51
Exons: 5
Coding region: 140-1534 (464 amino acids)
Biological process (GO): mitochondrion organization; positive regulation of mitochondrial fission
Cellular component (GO): mitochondrial outer membrane
Source: RefSeq, a predicted model, not a curated record